UUUUUCUUUCUUUUCCUUCUACUUCCCUCCCCUUUUCGCCUCCUCCACAACGACAGCAGCCUUUACUAUCUCACUUUAUUCCCGCAAUAAAAACAACAGACAACGAUAAUGACCGUGACCACAAGAGCGAAAGCAGCAGCAGCGUCUAUCACCUCGACGAUCGGCUACAUAUUGCUUGCACCGAUCAUGACAGCUUUGCUAUCCAUUCUCGGUUCAUUAGCAGUUGUCACCAGCGUAUUGACCUCUUCAUUUAUAUCCAUUCGGCUUGUAUUACUAGCAGCUGAGUUCGGAUUGGGCAUUAUGCUCAAUUCUACAACCCAAUUAUUCGCUUGGCUCAAGGAUCUGCUACGUCUAGGAAGAGGUGAACGCCGUCGUCAGAAGAAACGUUUUAAUGACGAUCAAGCAUUUUUGAAGCUCAACAGCAUUCCUAUUCCGCCGCCUCCACAUAGAACAGCCGUCAAGAAAAUGUAUUCAAAAUCGGUCCCAACCACUCCCGAUCCAACUCGACGUGGAUGUCAUGAAUUCGCAUUUUGAGUGACUACUGCUAAGUCCAUACUUAUCACUCUCCUGCUUUUUUUUGCUUAUUAUCUCAGUCUUCUUCUUCUUCAACCUCCUUCUCUUCUACAUUACGGCUUAUACAUUCUUUCCAGUUUAUUUGCUUGUCCAUUCGCUUUUUUUUUCUUUUUGCUCAUCCAUACCCCACAAAUUCCCGAACCCCGCCCAUGCUCUGCACACACGUGUCAAUUUAUAAAACUGUUGACCAACGUUUUACUGUACAUAUAGUAUAUACAAUAGUUCGAUGUACCUAAUAACUAUGUGCAUAUACGAACAACGAUAAUAAAGAUACGACAUUACACUUCCG
Molecule: messenger RNA, 862 nt
Organism: Zychaea mexicana
Lineage: Eukaryota; Fungi; Mucoromycota; Mucoromycetes; Mucorales; Lichtheimiaceae
Exons: 1
Coding region: 109-534 (141 amino acids)
Source: RefSeq, a predicted model, not a curated record